AUGUCCAGUCGGGAGGGCCAAGAGCUUGCCCUGCGUCAACCCUUUGACUGGGUCGCCUAUGACACCUACCCAAACAUUGACACCUCACCGAAUCUAGCCGGAGAUGACUUCUUACUAGUCACCCAAUUGUCGGUCUCGUCAGCCCUAGACGGAGCAAAUUCUCAAUCGCCCUCCCUCGCGAUUGAAGCCUUCCCAGCGGCGAGGUUGCUCGUCCCUGAUCCUCACGCCGUAAGAUCUGAAUUAGCCGCCGAUCUUGUUCCGAUCGAGCUCCUCGACAGUGCGCAAAUGGGGUAUGGUCAGGAGGGCCAAGAGCUUGUCCUGCGUCAGGCCCCUCGACUGGGUCGCCUCCUUCUUGACAAUUUGAGAAGGGUCUGCGUCUUCUUCUUCUUCUUCGCUUUGGUGGUAGCGACAUUGACCUACGGGAGAUCCGAUUGA
Messenger RNA from Striga asiatica, 435 nucleotides. Lineage: Eukaryota; Viridiplantae; Streptophyta; Magnoliopsida; Lamiales; Orobanchaceae. The record is from the annotation of a GenBank genome assembly.